CACUCACUCACACAACAUCUUCGCAAGAAGGUGUUCUCAGAGACCCACAGCAGCAGCAGCAGCAGCCAGGAUCAAUGCACACGACCAGCCGGGAAUGAUAGAUACAUAGAGGGGAGAAAGUUCGGUUCGGCAGCCUCAUCGCUGCUGCAGGUCAAGUCUGUCUCUGUCGACAGCCAGCUGACAAAUACAUACAUACAUGGAUUGAGAGGAUGAGGAUGGAGGGAAGAAGGCAGGCCAGGCAGAGCUUCCGGAAGGGAGAAGAAUCUCCAGCCGAAGAUAUAAUGAUAUAAUUGACCUUAGUUAGUUGCUACAGUCAUUCUCGCAUCCAACAUGCAGGGAUGCGUGUCUGUGCAUGGUAUGGUCCCCCAAUGCCAUCCCACACCUGAGCCAGACACGAGACUGGCAUCGUGUGACUAGGGUGAAGGGUGACAACAAGAAACCAUGCAUGAGACACGCAAACACACUGCAGCAGGCAGGGAUGUCGUUCGUCAUACCCCACGACAGACAGAGUGCCGUUCAGCCCUGUCUGUGGUUCUGGUGCUUUCCGAUGCCCCACGCGCACGUGAUCUCUCGCAACCUCCGUCUGGCAGCGAGAAACGCCGUGCGAGGUCCUCACCGCAACCGCGCCAGAACCACAAACCAGCGGAUGGAAAUCGGCUGGCCCACACAGCCACGAAGCAAUAGGCAGACAGUUAGGCAUAGAGGCAGAGAGACGAGAAAGAUAGGGAGGCCCCGAUCCAUUCACAGGCACAGGGAAAUGCAAGCCAGGAGUGAGUCCGUUCUGUACACCCAGGCAGGCCGAUCGCCCAGAAAAGCGACUCAGCACCCACCGCAAACACAACCCAACCCGCCACCACCCACCCCGGGCAUCCAUCCACUCAUUCAGGAUCGCGCAUAAUCCACACGCUGAGGAGGACAGGACAACACACACACACACACACACACACGGCACACAGGGCGACAUCUGAUCUGGCUGGUGCCUGUGUGUGUGUCCCCCAUCCCAUCCAGCCCGCUGAGCUGACCUUUCUGUCCCUGAGUUCUCGUCCGUCGGCCGUCACGCGCACCUUGCGCUCGCGCAGAGGGGGGAAGGGGGGGAUUUCUGAUGGGUGGGUGCCAUGCACACAUGACAUGGACGCCGACAUGGAUGGAUGGAUGGAUGGGGUGUGGUGCUGCAUUGGUGUCCGUAAGGCCUUGUGGUCCGGCUUACGUCUCAUGUGUUCCCUGACGUCCUUGGGGUGCCACUUGUUUGGGUACGGCCGCAGUGGGGGCUGACACACAGCUGCAGCGCACCACACACAGCCAACCACACGCACACGCACACACACACACAUACAUAAGUGUGCAGACAGACCACUCAGUCAAGCCAGGUAGGUGGCGUGACUCACUCACCAUCAAAGUUGAAUGCGUUCGGUGUCUGAAUGAGGAUCGCCAAGGCCCUCUCGAUGUCAUACUUGGCGAAACGCAACACCUGCACACACACACACACACACACACAGAGAGAGAGAGAGAUGCAGCCCUGGAUGUGUGUGUGUGUGUCAGUUGUGGCCUGGCUAGCUGUCUUGCUGGCUCACACCCCGACCGACCGAGAGAGCGAACUCGUCAUAGUAGGGGACAUUGAGCAGCCAAUUCCGCUUCGCAGACGACAGGUAACUCGACACUGACAAAUACACACCAACACACACAUUGCCCCCCUUCCCCUCCCUCCCUCCCUCCCUCUCCCUCCUGUGUGUGUCUCGUCUCUUACAGGCCUGGUGAUGGUCCCCCUCGUAGAAGGGGAUGUCAGUCCCCUCCCCCGGCCCGCCCUCAUCGUCCACCCCGUUCACCAUGCCCCCAUAGAACAUCAUGUGGUGGUGGUGGUUGGCCCGCCGGUGGGUGUCCCGCGCCCUCCUCUCCCGCUGCCGCCGCUUCUUCUCGCGCGCGAAGGCCUGUUCCCACUGGAGGGAUGACCACAGACAGAGGGACCGGUCGCCCGCCAGCUUCUGGUAGUCGACCUCCAUUCCUGUGUGUGUGUGUGGCAGACGGACAGACAGACAGGGGAGAGAGGGAGAGAUGGUGAGGUGCGAGUGCGUGGGGGCGGAAGGAUGUUUAAAAUUGGCUCACCGCUCGGCCCUGCCGUGAGGAAGAUCUCAGGGAUGUUCUUAUCGGGCACCUGACGGACAGAACCGACAGACACAUUUAUUUGAGGCGGGUCUCUCUCUCUGUGUCUGUGUGUGUGUGUGUGUGUGUAUGGGUGUGCGUGUGUGUGUGUGUUAGCGAACCUGGUAGGCCCCUCCGACCCUGAUGUGCCCGCGGCAGGUGCCCUCGCUCUUGGCCUUACGGCGACCUCGACUGACACACAGACAUCCAUUUAUCCAUCCAUCCACGGCUUCCCAUCGCGUCGUGUCUGUCUGUUGCCUUGUCUCUUCCUUACAGGCUGUCGAGGAUCUGCGGUGUCUGCUUCCUCCUCUCCUCAACCACCGCCAGGUAGUUCUGACUCCCACCACUACCGGCUCCACCAGCAGCGCCAGGCUUCUCGCGGAUAACGCCCCGAAGAUCUGAAUGUCAGUCAACCCAACACACAGACAGACAGACACACAUUCAACCGUGAUUUCACUCACUCUGGUCAGUCAGGGUGGGUGUAUAAUGCGUGUGUGUACCUAAUGUGCCGGCGCAGUAGCAGCAUGACCAUUCCACCUCCUCGGGCGGCGGGGAAGACAUCUUCAGACACUGAUACACACACCGAUGGACACACACACACACACAGUUGUCCAAUAGGCAGGCGCUCUGUGCAGUUUUGUUGGCCGCUUGGUUGGUUUCUCGGUGUCCUUACGCUGAUAUGGAAGGCCCUGCGGCAUGUGUCGCAGCACAGCAGCUCGCCGUGAAGCUGACACAACGACACACCACAGACACACCACAGACACACCACAGACAGAGAUGACAUCCCGCCCGCCCCCGUGUGUGUGUGUGUGUGUAUCGCCCCGCCUGCUCUGCUUACGUUGCACAGGUUGCAUACGGAGUCGUGGUCGUCAUCUGAUUCCGGGGCCUUGUCGUCGUCGCGCAUGUGCUUGUUGCCGCGACGUCUCGCGGGGGCUGCUGCAGGCCUCUCGCGCCGACUGGCAAAACAAAACGACACACGCACAUCCACCACACCACAAACUAGAGGGCAUGUCAUGUGUGUCCGUGAGUGAGUGUGUGUGCCGUGCCGGCCGGGUGGUAAUACCCGUUAGCCACCAAUGGACGUCGGUCCCAUGGCUGUCUGUCCGUGGGCGACCCGCUGCCGCUCCUCGACCUACGGCCAUUGCGAACCUCAUCUGCACACACACACACACACACACAAAACACGUGGACGUCUGGCAUCAAUGACACGAGAGGGAGUGAGUGGAUCGCGGCGUGGUUGCUCGCUCACCACACAGGGGGCAUAUCCAGGGAUCAGCGUCAGGUGGGAACUCCCCUAUCCGGAAGCCGGAGCACUGACACACACACGAAUGUGUUUCAUGUCGGCCUGCUGCAGGGGUAUGAGGGCUGGCUGACUCACCGUGUUGUGCCACGCGCGUGGGCAUGUGUCGCAGCAGAUGAGCGUGCCAUGCUUCUGCAGAUCCACACACAUCCACACACACACACACACACAAAACAAUCAUGCCAUGCAUCUGUGUGUGGUCUCAGUGUCCAUCCCACUCCCCACCCCCUCCCAUCCCCUCAUCCCCUCACUCACGCCGCAUUUGAAGCAGACUUCGUCAUGCUGCCCCCUGUAGAGCUCAUGGUCCGCUAUCACCAUGGGCUUCCCGCCCUUGCCCUUGGCUCGCUUCCGAUCACCCCCGCCCCCACUACCACCCACAAUGCAGCCCACACCCACACCCUCACUCCACUGACGCUUCUUCUCGUUCUCGAGAACACCGUUGUGAUGCUGUCGCGGCUGCUGCUGCUGCUGGUGGUGGUUGUCUUGCGGGGAUCUCUCCCCCGCUGCCGCUUCCGCUUCCUCCUCGCUGGCCAAUGGGGGCGAUGCUGGUGAGUCCUUUGGGGCAGAUGGUGGUAUGGGGAUGGCCGGGAGGGGGGGCCGUUCACCAUUAGCUAUGUUCCCAUCAUAUUCACCGUUGCCAUUGCCAUUUGCGGCGGGGGAGGGCGAGCGGGACGACGGGCGGCUGGAGCGCUCGUUGGGGUGAGGGGAGGAGGGGGACGGGAGCAGGGGUGCCUCUGCACACACACAGACACACGCAGACGCGCACACAGGGGUGUGGGUGGGGUGCAGUCACCAUGUGCCAGCGUACCUUGAUUCUGCCGGGUGUCCGUCCCCGGUUGCUCCAUCAUGUGUGUGCUUGUCCCCUGCGCUCUGGCCACCUCCCUCGCCAGUCUGUGGGGCGCCUCCACAAACCACUGGACCAACCCACCAGGGCCAAACCAACGCGCCAGUUCUUGAUCCUCUUCGCUUGAGCAGUCGAACACACGUCACGCGCUACGCCUCCUUUGCUCGUCGGACGGC
This is a messenger RNA of Vitrella brassicaformis, 4456 nucleotides long. The record is from the annotation of a GenBank genome assembly. NCBI's taxonomy places the organism in Eukaryota, Vitrellaceae.